UAAAGAGAAAGAAAAUGGCUACCCUAGUUUCUCAGGGGCAAAUUUUCCUCUCUUGUUAUGCAUUAAUGCUUGUAGUAUUAGGCGCUCUGUUAUUUCUGAUAUUAUACCAAAUUGUGAAGAUGCUGCUGCUUCUUAAGUAUCGUAACCAAGAAUCUACAGCUAAUAUUCCCCCAGGCUCUACAGGCUUACCAUUCGUUGGAGAAACUCUGCAGUUCAUGGCAGCCAUCAAUAGUCACAAGGGGUUUUACGACUUUGUUCGAAUUCGCCGUUUGCGGUACGGGAAUUGCUUUAGGACCAACAUAUUUGGAGAGACACAUGUAUUUGUUUCGAGUACAGAAUCAGCAAAAGCAAUUUUGAACAAUGACUCCGGUAAGUUCACAAAGAGAUAUAUAAAGUCCAUCGCCGAGUUGGUUGGUCAUCAAAGCCUUUUAUGUGCUUCUCACCAACACCAUAAACUAAUACGAGGCCGUCUCAGCAAUUUGUUCUCCAUGACCUCUUUAUCUUUGUUCAUCAAGCAGUUUGAUCAACUAAUCGUUGAUAAUCUUAGCAGCUGGGAACAUAAAGCCACCGUGGUUGUUCUCGAUGAAGCACUCAAGAUCACUUGUAAAGCAAUGUGCAAAAUGUUAAUGAACAUAGAAAGCGGUUAUAAGUUAGAAAUUUUGCAAAAGGAAGUGGCUCGUGUGUGUGAAGCAUUGCUUGCAUUCCCACUGAGAAUACCUGGGACCAGAUUUUACAAAGGCCUUCAGGCGAGAAAAAGAAUAAUGAGCAUAAUUGAGGAGGAAAUUAGUGACAGGAGAAGAGGCUUGGGAACUAAUCAGCAUGAGGAUUUUCUAGGAAGCCUAUUGGCAGGUGAUGAUAAAGCAUGUUAUGAGGCUGGACCCAACAGGCAAAAGCUAUUAGAUUCAGAGAUCCAAGACAAUAUCUUAACUAUGAUAAUUGCAGGUCAAGAUACAACGGCUAGUGCAGUAACGUGGAUGGUCAAAUACUUGGAUGACAACCAAGAGGUCCUUCACACACUAAGGGAUGAACAACUUCAACUAGCAAGAAAAUCACCAGAAAAGACAUUUCUCACAUUGGAAGAUCUAAACGACAUGCCGUAUGCUUCCAAGGUAGUAAAAGAAUCCUUAAGGAUGGCAUCUAUUGUACCGUGGUUUCCCAGGCUAGCUCUUCAUGACUGUGAGAUAGAGCGAUUUAAGAUAAAAAAAGGAUGGAAUGUUAACAUUGAUGCGAGAGCAGUUCACCUCAAUCCUACGAUGUAUAAUGAUCCAAAAAAAUUCAACCCUUCAAGAUUUGGGGAUGCAGAAUCAAGACCUUAUAGCUUCUUAGCUUUUGGGAUGGGAGGGAGGACAUGCCUCGGAAUAAACAUGGCCAAAGCCAUGAUGCUUGUCUUUCUACACCGCCUUGUCACUACCUAUAGGUGGAAAGUUAUAGACCAAGACUCAAGCAUUGAGAAGUGGGCAAUGUUUUCAAGACUAAAAAGUGGAUGUCCAGUGAUCGUGAAACGGGUCGUGUAUGACGAUGAUGGAUACUAG
This is a messenger RNA of Morus notabilis, 1532 nucleotides long. RefSeq names its product abscisic acid 8'-hydroxylase 4. The record is from RefSeq and is a predicted model, not a curated record. The transcript has 10 exons. NCBI's taxonomy places the organism in Eukaryota, Viridiplantae, Streptophyta, Magnoliopsida, Rosales, Moraceae. Bases 15 to 1532 code for a protein of 505 amino acids. Gene Ontology annotation, biological process: brassinosteroid biosynthetic process; brassinosteroid homeostasis; sterol metabolic process. Gene Ontology annotation, molecular function: oxidoreductase activity, acting on paired donors, with incorporation or reduction of molecular oxygen; heme binding; iron ion binding.